CUUGUAUCUACUGUCCUCUGCCGCUGGGUCGCUGACGAUGCCGAGCGGAGCAGGGCGCCUCUACGUUUCUGUGUGCGGCUACAACCGCAGUUGCGAAGACUGAAGUCGGAUGAGACGGGAGAGGGGCUUGAAAAACGACGAUGGAUGGUCCGAGCUGUUUCUCAUCGCCCGGACAGCUUUAACAUCGGCGGAAACGCGUGGAUUUAUUAAAGGGUCAACGUUUAAGGCUUCACUUUGUUGACAUACAGUGUGCAGCAGAAUGAUCGAGGAAGGCAGCAAACGAGGCAAGGCCAUGGUGGAGAAGAGACAGCUCUUCAUGGAAAUGAGAGCUCAAAACUUUGAUGUCAUCAGACUGUCAACUUAUAGGACUGCCUGCAAACUUCGGUUUGUGCAGAAGAGAUGUAACCUUCAUCUGGUGGAUGUCUGGAACAUGAUCGAAGCCUUUCGUGACAACGGGCUCAACACAUUGGACCACAAUGCUGAAAUCAAUGUGUCACGACUGGAGACUAUUCUGUCUUCCAUCUACUACCAGCUCAACAAGCGGCUGCCCACCACCCACCAGAUCAAUGUGGAACAGUCCAUUGGGCUCCUGCUCAACUUCAUGGUGGCCACAUAUGAUAGUGAAAGCCAUGGGAAGUUGACAGUUUUCUCAAUGAAAGCCAUGCUGGCAACAAUGUGUGGAGGGAAGAUUGUUGACAAACUACGCUAUAUUUUCUCGCAGAUCUCCGACUCCAGUGGCGUCAUGGUGUUUGCAAAGUUUGAUCAGUUCCUUCGGGAGGUGCUGAAACUCCCCACAGCCGUGUUCGAGGGCCCAUCAUUCGGCUACACGGAGCACUCAGUGCGGACAUGCUUCCCUCAGCAGAAGAAGAUCAUGCUGAACACAUUUUUGGAUGUGUUGAUGGCAGAUCCUCCCCCGCAGUGUCUUGUGUGGCUGCCGCUCAUGCACCGACUUGCUAAUGUUGAAAAUGUCUUCCAUCCGGUGGAAUGUUCUUAUUGCCGGAGUGAGAGCAUGAUGGGUUUCCGGUAUCGGUGCCAACAGUGCCAUGGCUACCAGCUCUGUCAAAGCUGCUUCUGGCGUGGCCAUGCUAAUGGUCCCCAUAGCAACCAGCACCAGAUGAAGGAGCACUCGUCUUGGAAGUCUCCGGCUAAAAAGCUGAGCCACGCCAUCAGUAAAUCGCUAGGCUGCGUCCCCAUCGGAGAGCCGCCACAUCCCGUAUUCCCCGAGCAGGCCGAGAGACCACAGGAGCUCACCCACACUGUUCAGCCGAAACCAGCGGCCAACAACAUGAACGACACAAUGCUCAUGUCCUCUGGGGCACCUACUCCUACUAAAAGUGUCUUGGAGAGUCCCAGCCGGCUAGAUGAAGAGCACCGCCUCAUCGCUCGAUACGCUGCCCGCCUGGCAGCUGAGGCGGGCAACUCCACACAACAAUGUCCUCCAACAGAUCUCAGUUUCAACUUUGAUGCCAAUAAGCAGCAGAGGCAGCUGAUUGCAGAGCUGGAGAACAAAAACAGAGAGAUCCUGCAGGAAAUCCAGAGGCUGCGUUUGGAGCAUGAACAGGCCUCUCAGCCGACACCAGAAAAAGCCCAGCAGAACCCCACACUCCUGACCGAACUACGACUCCUCAGACACAGGAAGGAUGAGCUGGAGAGGCGCAUGUCAGCCUUGCAAGAGAGCAGACGGGAGUUGAUGGUGCAGCUGGAGGGUCUCAUGAGGCUGCUAAAGGAUGAGGAGCAGAAGCAGGCUUCACAGUCUGGAGGCUCCCCUCACUCUUCUCCCAGCCACGGUGCGGGCUGCUCAAUGCCUAUGCCCAUACGUUCCACCUCGGCUGGGUCCACCCCAACUCACACACCACAGGACUGCCUGGCAGGUGUGGGAGGGGAUGUGCUGGAGGCCUUUGCUCAGGGUGUGCCUAGAAAUCUUCGGAAUGACCUUUUAGUUGCUGCUGACUCAAUCACAAACACCAUGUCGUCACUGGUGAAAGAGCUUCACUCAGUGGACGAUGGCGGAGAGGAUGAGGAGACCAACAUGAGGAAUGGUGGAGACAGAGGCACAGUGAGAUUACAGAAGCACUGAGGGAAAGAGAACACCAUCCCAUCCUGUAAGGACAUACAGUCAUUAACUGGGAAGAAUCAGCAACAAUAACAACAAGAACCCCCCUGGCAUUAGCACGUAGAGUAAUGCAUGCUGUAAUCUAACAGGAUUUCACUAUGUGAAAAAAAAAGUUUCUUCACACCUUGCUGGUAGCAAGAUGUGUAUAAUUAGCAAGUAUGUAUGUUGUCCUGUAAACAAAAACUGCUGUAAUUACCCAAUGAUUUCCCUCAUGACUGCUAAGGAAUGGCUUGCUGUGCUUUCUCUCCCAACUGUUCCACCGCAGCAGAUCAUUCUGUAUAUAAGAUUCUGUACACACAUGACCUUGGGAAUGCCCCGACAUGAAGGCGACCUGCUGUCACCACAUGUUCCCUGUCAUUGCUUUUUGUAUGAUUAGCACUAGCAUUUCUUUUUUUUCUGUUUUGAUAUUUUUUGCAUGACGUUGCACUCGUGUCUUGAUAAAGGUACUGUACCACACUAUGCCAGCUCUUUGUGGGUUUAUGAUGACAGCUGGAGUGUCAGAAGUGUCCUGCCUCAGAAUUCAUGCUGAGUGUGUUUACCUGCACAUCUGUAUUCUGCCACUCUAGUCUCCAAUAGCAAAGACGCUCUAUGCUCUAGUCACAGCCUGGAGAAAAGCUUCAUAUUAAGGAAUAUUUCAUUUCCUUUCUCGUAGUGCUAUGAAAGGAUUAAGCUGGGACAAAAUUAGAUUAAUCUAGUAUAAAAGCCGGAGGAGGGUUAUCUGGUCUGUCAGAAGCCUGGCAAUCAAAAAUCGCAAAAACUGUCUAAGAAAUAGUUCAACACAUUUUUUUUUUCCUGGGAAAUAGCUAACUUAGCUUUUUCUGGGAAAAAUAAAAUAAAAUCACUAGAUUGUUUGGUAUUUGGUUGUUUUUUCUAUUUUUCUUUCAACGAAUAUUUAAAAGCAAGCAUAACCAAGUUAGCUGUUGAGCGCCCGCUUCUAGCCAAGAAUACUGGCUUAAGCCUGACUCACACAGGUCUAGAAACUAGUCAACGAGCCCCUGGUUGCUAGCUGAAACUAGUUGCACAUAAGGUGAUGCAUCAAAAACCUUUAUCUGGCUACCUGUAGUUUGCAAUGAAGAUGGUAAUUUGUCUGCAAGCAACAGUGACGCUGUGAAAAGUGUGAGAAAAAAAAAAUCAAAGUUUCCUUAUCGUCUGCAACUAACACAUUUCAAAAGGCACAACUUUUACUUUGACGGCGUAAGUUCUCCAUUUCUGGUUUCUGUUUUACUAUAAACAGUUUCGCUACAGCUUGGUGAGUAGUUUGCAAAUGUUUGCAGACAAGUCUUUCAUGCAAACUGCUGGUGACCAUGGCAACCUUUCAGCCACCACGGCGAUUGCAAGGAUUGCUAUUGUCCUGCAUUUACCUUCCAGACCAGAGUACACAUCUGACACUGAUUUUGAUUUUCUCCUUUUGGCAAGAAAGCAAGCAGGUGUAGUUCCCACAAGGCUGAAUUUUUCCUUUAAUCAUUUAAAAAAAAUCUUGGAAUGAAUAAGGAAUAGCAUGGAACUAUUACCACUGUUGUUUCCAGAAUAUCAGGAGCAUGUAAACACACUCACUGAGUCUAUACUAUUCUGCUGCUAAUGUGCUCUCAGUGAGCAAACCCUUGCAAAUAAAGAGGGCUGUGCGCUUACAAACCGAGGGGCUGCUCUAUACACAAUAAUGAGCCAAGCCUUGUUUCCUCCCAGUGAAAACUGAACCACCUGAAGGGCAUUGUACUGCUCAGCACAGCAUGGUGCCUCCUUGCAAACGACACUGACUAGCUGGUAGCCUCAGUAUUUAUUGUUUAAAGCAGUGUUUCCCAACCACUGUGCCGCAGCACAUAGGUGUGCCGUUAUCUGUUUCCACCUGAUCAGUACUCUAAGCGACUGGCAGAACUAUUACAUUCUGUUCCACUAGAGGACACUACAACUAGCUGCUCUAAUUAAAUGGGUUGCCCUAGCAUGAGUAGUGGUCAGAAGAAAGCAAAAAAGGUAUACUGGGGACAAACCAAACCAAUUCCGCUAUGCCCAGUGCCGGGGGAAAAUGAUCAAUAUUCUUUUUGUGACAUUUUUGUUUGGUGAUGUGUCGUGUGAUUUUUCUAAUGGGAAAUAUGUGCCGUGGCUCCAAAAGGUUGGGAAACACUGGUUUAAAGUAUAGAGAAGCACCUCAGGAUGUUAAAUAGUAAUGAAUUAGGCACUAACUUUUAGUUUUGAGUUACAAAAUUUGAGGAUUUAAGGUUUUAGUGAGCAAGUAGAUAAUGUUUUAAUAGCUUUAUUUAGUUAUUUCGAGAAUAUUGACAAUGUGUAUGUGCAAUGAAGGUAGGUGCUCAGGGACUGCAGAGGUAAUUUAGGUGAAAUGUGAUGAUAACAUGAAGAAAUCUUUUGCCACAGACUAAGAUCAAUGUUAAUUGAAGAUGGAGGAUUUAACUGCAGAAUAGUGCAGUUGUGGUCACUGGUUUUGUUGAAGUUUCCCAAAAUAGUUUCACAUUCUACCAAGUCAAGUUUGUUUUAUUUAUUGGAUUUGAAGAAAAGGAGAUUUCAGUGAAGCAUGUCGUUGAAUAUAGUUUGUCUGUGUGUGAAUUUGUACUUUUUGUGGAAAAGCAGAGUGAUUCGCCUGUUAAGGAGGCAGCUGUUAACAUGAAAGGAAGUUUAUCCUACGUCACUAGUAGAGCGAGUCUCAGUUAAUUUUACAUUUUUGUGUAGCUCACUGUUUUGUCCUUCAGAGUAGCCUUUCAUCUCAUAUGAAAACAGGCAAUGUCGGGUUUUUAAGUAAAUGCUUGAUUGGUAAACGUUGGUGAGCAGUUUAAGAGGGAUGUGUUCAGUCCCAGAAAGAAGCGCAGGGUAAAGUCUGCCUCAGUUAAACUACAAAAAGUGUGAUCUAUUUAUUUACUCUUUUUUUUUUUUUGCUUUGAGAUUUGUAAAUUAAGCCUGUGCUAUAAGCUAAGUAUAGGGUUUGAACAACCUGUUACACUGUGUCAAGAAAAACAACAAAAAGACACUCCUCUGUUAUUGUUGUUCUUAAUGUGACGUUUUUCAUUAAGUUCUCUUUUCUGCUCUGCGUUGUCAUUACUGUUAUUAUGGUUUACUAUAUUAGUGGAGUAUAGUUAUUGUAAUGAUUUUGUUGGAAUAACGAUUCACUUGUAUAAUUGCCCAAAUAUAAUAUAUAGCAGGUGCCGUAAAUUACAAUUCUGGGACCCCUGCUGUCAAAAAGUUCAUCCGGCGUCAAAGGUCCCAAAAUUACAAAACUGCACAGGUAAAAAUUUAGCGAGUUACUGUCUUCCCCGUCAUUUCAACCAUGCAUUCCGGUGCAAAACUGAGCUUUCCGUUUGUUCUUUCAGUUCGUGCCUGUAGCUGUUCUGUAGAGUGCUGUACAAAGUAACCAUUCAGCAAAUACUGUCAGCCUUUAUGUCAGUUUUAGCUUUUGAUUUUAUUUAUUUAUUAUGUUCUGGGGGAAACUUACUCAUGCUCAGCCUUUACAUUUGUGCCAAACUGUUUGCAGACAUUGUGUGUCAAAUUCCAGGUAUAUAUCAAAGUAUAUCUGCAUUAGUACGCUGUUGCUCAUAGUUUAUUCACAGAAUGCCUGAAGAUGUUCGUAUUUAAUGAUUUCAUCCGCUGGGAAAAAACCCCAAACAAAAACAAACUCAUAUUAAAUAUUUCAGAAAAAAAGAUCAUUUAAAAAAACACACACACAUUCCAGAUCUACUGAUAGAGAGUCACUGAUGUCAUUUUAACCAACGCAGAGGCAAUACUGUAUGUAUAUACCCUGUCAGACCAAACUCGGGGUAAUACAAUUAUAACAUAGCUGGUCACACAGAGGUGCAUACAUCGUGAUCCUUUUAAUGUUUGCAGAGAGACAAUGUGUAACGAGGACAACCUCGGCGACAACGCUCCCCUGAUGUUAUUUAUCUAUGUAUGUGUUCUGUAUGGUUAUGCUUCUGGUACCCAUUGUUUCUCAUGUUGAUUUUACAAAACAGAGUUUUAUGUCACAAAGCCACUGUCUUUUGUAAAUAAAUCAAAUGUGAGAUAUAUUAAAAAGAUU
Messenger RNA from Pelmatolapia mariae (spotted tilapia), 6128 nucleotides. It is a transcript of the gene dtnbb, whose product is annotated as dystrobrevin, beta b. Gene Ontology annotation, cellular component: synapse; plasma membrane. The transcript has 20 exons. The coding region runs from base 260 to 2077 and encodes 605 amino acids. Gene Ontology annotation, molecular function: zinc ion binding. The record is from RefSeq and is a predicted model, not a curated record. NCBI's taxonomy places the organism in Eukaryota, Metazoa, Chordata, Actinopteri, Cichliformes, Cichlidae. Gene Ontology annotation, biological process: synaptic signaling.